AUGAAACAACUCAUCCUCAGCAGAAGUCCCCAAGUGAUGAAAGCGGUCUUUUCGACACAAGUAAACGACUUUAAUUUGGGCGUACGGCGGCCAGCGUUUGGUCCGCUCUUGGGAAACGGCAUUUUCGCUUCUGAGGGACGUCAAUGGAAACACUCACGAACACUCCUCAAACCACAAUUUGCCAGAGAACAAGUGGGCCAUGUCAAAAUGCUCGAACCGCAUGUCCAGAUGCUAGCACGGCAGAUCCAGAAGAGUGGCGGCGAGAUGGUGGACAUGGAGUUGAUGUUUUAUGGGUUCACGUUGGACGCAGCCACACACUUUCUAUUUGGAGAAAGCGUAGAUGUACUAAAGGAAGAUGUCAAGCAAUGGGGAGCUGGUUUUGACCAAUCUCUAGGGUUUGUGGGGUCGUAUUUGGCGAAAAGACUGUCUCUUUUUGACUUCUACUGGAUGGCCAACUCGAGGCAGUUUAGGCAAAGUAUAAGGAGCAUUCACGACUACACAAACCGGUUUGUGGACAAGGCGUUGGCGUUGAAACCUGAGGAGAUCGAAGAGAGAUCGAAAAAGGGCUAUAUCUUCCUCUAUGAAUUGGUCAAAAGGACUCGAAACCCGGUGGAAAUCAGAGAUGAGCUUUUGAACAUUUUAAUAGCUGGAAGAGCAACCACAGCGGCUCUUCUCCUGGCUGCGUUGAUGGAACUAGCGCAGAAUCCAGAAAUCUGGAGAAAACUACGUUCUGAAGUGUUUAUGUACUUUGGAAAAGGCGAAACUCUGGAAGAAAUCGACUCUAUAACGUUCGAAUCGCUCAAAAAGUGUACUUACCUUAAAUGGGUGGUGAACGAAACGCUUCGUUUGUGGCCGCCAGUGCCCCUGAACCUUCGGGAGGCUGUAAAGGAUACGACGUUGCCUGCGGGGGGAGGUUUAAACGGAAAAGCGCCAGUUUUUAUUCCCAAAGGGACGAUUAUCGUGGUUAUGCUUUUUUGUAUUCACCGUCUGGAGGAGUUUUAUGGUCCAGAUGCCAAUGCUUUUUCUCCAGAACGCUGGGAGCGUCUUUCCAAGAUUGGCUGGGCGUUUAUGCCUUUUGGAAGUGGGCCCAGGAUUUGCUUAGGCCAGCAGUUUGCACUAACAGAGGUUCUGUACGUUUUGGUUCGGUUGGCCCAGAUGUUUGAGACGUUGGAGAGUGGAAUUGGAGAGUACCCGCCGAAAACGUUGGCCAACGCUGUGUUGAAGUUUACGGAGGGCGUGAAAGUGAAGGUGAUUGCUGAGUCUGACAAGGAGAAUGAUGGGCAUGAAUUGGAAGAAGUUGACGAAGUUAACAUCCACAUGGAUACUAACGAUCCUGAGUUCCAUGAAAAGGCCUACCCAGAGCUUCCAAAGGAAACUAACAACCUUGCAUGGAUGAAAGACCAGGGUCCUCAGAAACGAAGCACUACUUAUGAACCUCAUUGA
Candidozyma haemuli is the source of this 1443-nucleotide messenger RNA. Its product is annotated as cytochrome P450. NCBI's taxonomy places the organism in Eukaryota, Fungi, Ascomycota, Pichiomycetes, Serinales, Metschnikowiaceae. Gene Ontology annotation, molecular function: iron ion binding; heme binding; oxidoreductase activity, acting on paired donors, with incorporation or reduction of molecular oxygen, reduced flavin or flavoprotein as one donor, and incorporation of one atom of oxygen. The transcript is spliced from 3 exons. The coding region runs from base 1 to 1443 and encodes 480 amino acids. The record is from RefSeq and is a predicted model, not a curated record.